This is a messenger RNA of Aspergillus niger, 1047 nucleotides long. RefSeq lists its product as uncharacterized. The transcript has 2 exons. Gene Ontology annotation, molecular function: phosphatidate phosphatase activity. The coding region runs from base 1 to 1047 and encodes 348 amino acids. The record is from RefSeq and is a predicted model, not a curated record. Gene Ontology annotation, biological process: phospholipid metabolic process. Lineage: Eukaryota; Fungi; Ascomycota; Eurotiomycetes; Eurotiales; Aspergillaceae.
AUGCUAUCCACUCAGCCCAGACGGACUUCGAAGCGUGUGAUAGCCUCAUACCUGCUCGAUUGGGCAUUCAUCAUUAUCCUCGUGGUCACAGGUGGAAUCCUCUACAAAAUCACCGGCUCCGAACACGUGUUCUCCCUCGACGAUGCGAACAUCUCCUACCCCCUCAAAUCCGAUACCGUCUCCAUCACAACCGUCGGAAUCGUCUGCUGCGUCGUUCCCGCCCUCCUCAUCGCAGCCAUCUGCCUCCUCACUCCCCUCCCCUGGCAUCGUCGCCUCUGGGAAUGGCACGCCGGAUGGCUAGGCCUAGCCUUGAGUCUAGCGGGUGCAUUCUUCCUCACCUCUGGCCUGAAAGACGUAGUGGGUAAACCACGACCGGAUCUCCUGGCCCGCUGCCAACCCGAUUUAACCAAUCUCACCACCUACGCUGUGGGUGGACUGGGUCUCCAGCGCGCAGAGUCACCAGUUAUGGUCACAUCGGCUAUUUGCCAGAACCCCGACGCGACUGUCAUCAAAGCCGGGUUCGCUGCUUUUCCGUCCGGUCAUUCUUCCUUCUCAUGGGCAGGUCUGCUUUAUCUGUCGCUAUGGAUGGGUGCGAAGUUUGCGGUGUCUGUUCCUGUCCGCUCUACAGCUCUGAGCGCUGCGGGAAGAGAUAAGAAGACAGACUCGUCAUUCAGCAGGGCGUCGGCGAUAGCAGCUCCGCCGUUGUAUCUUCUUGUGCUUAUUGCCAUUCCUGUUGGUGGUGCGUUAUAUAUCUGUGCGUCGCGGUAUAUGGACUACAUGCACGCUGGGUGGGAUAUCCUGGGAGGCAGUUUGAUUGGGAUUGUGUUUGCUAUAUUAGGGUUUAUGUGGUAUCAUGCUCCUGCAGGAUUGGCAUAUGGUGGAUGGGCUUGGGGGUCAAGACAGAGCGAUGGAGCAUUUGGGGCUGGCUUUGGAGAUGGUUUAUGUGCUGGUAGUGGGAGUAGGAAUAAGGAAGGUAGUAGAGAUGGGUAUCAAGAUUUGGAGCUUGGUGCUAUGCAUGCCUCGCAAGGAGUGAUACGGGAUGCCUAG